CGAGGGCGCCUGGUCCCAAGGGUCUGCGCCGCUGCCGGCGCUGAACGGCUUGAUGGACGUCAUGGGCGGUUUCGGACGUCGAGCGCGGCGAGGAGGACAAUGGAGAUGAGGCGACUCUUCUCUUCCACAACAGCGAUCAUGGCAGCACCCAAGGACUUCUUCGAAUACGUUGAUGCUAGCGCGGGCCAGUUUAUCCAGCGGUUGGGGGAAGCGGUGGCGAUCCCGAGUAUCAGCGGCGACGCUGCCCGCCGUCAGGAUGUUAUCAAGAUGUCCAACUGGCUGAAUGCGCAGCUUCAGUCCCUCGGCGUCGACACCAAGCAGGUCGAGCUCGGCACGCAAGAGCUGCAGGGCCAGACGCUCCCCCUUCCCCCCGCCGUCCUCGGCUCCAUCGGCAAGGACCCCAAGAAGAAGACUGUGCUCAUUUACGGCCACUUCGACGUCCAGCCCGCCGAGCUCUCGGAUGGCUGGGACACGGAGCCAUUCACGCUCGUUGUCGACGAGAAGUCCGGCAAGCUGAUCGGCCGCGGCGCGACGGACGACAAGGGCCCGAUCCUCGGCUGGCUCAACGUGCUGCAGUACCACCACCAGCAUGGGAAGGAGCUGCCCGUCAACCUCAAAUUCUGCUUCGAGGGCAUGGAGGAGAGCGGCAGCGAGGGGCUCGACGAUCUCGUUAUCCGCGAGAGUAAGCCUGGAGGGUACUUUGAGGGCGUCGACUGCGUCUGCAUUUCUGACAAUUACUGGCUGAACACGCGCACACCCGCGCUCACGUACGGCCUGCGCGGUAUCGCCUACUACUCCAUUCACGUCUCUGGCCCCGCCCGUGACCUCCACUCUGGCACCUUUGGCCGCACUGUACAUGAGCCCAUGACCGAUCUCAUCGCCCUCAUGAGCAAGCUCAUCGACAGGGAAGGCAACAUUCUCAUCCCGGGCGUCGAUGACAUGGUGUCCGCAGCUGACGCGGAGGAGAGGAAAAUAUACGAAACGCUCGACUACUCUAUCGAGGACAUCGAGGAGGCUGCCGGCGCUAAGAUCGCCCUGUCCGACGACAAGGUUCAGGUCUUGAUGGGCCGCAUGCGCCUCCCCAGUCUCUCCCUCCACGGGAUUGAAGGUGCCUUCAGCACCCCCGGUGCCAAGACCGUCAUCCCCGCAAAGGUUGCCGGCAAAUUCAGCCUCCGCCUCGUCCCGCCACAAACGCCGGAGAACGUCACGCCACUGGUGAAGCAGUACAUCGAGGACGAGUUCAAGAAGUUGCGCACAAAGAACAAGCUUGAGGUCGAGUACUUGCAUGGCGGGCGCCCGUGGGUGGAGGACGUGAAGCAUUGGAACUACGAGGCGGCGAUCCGCGCGACGGAGACGGUCUACAAGCGCAAGCCUGAUCUCACGCGCGAGGGCGGGUCCAUCCCGGUGACUUUGACUUUCGCCGAAUCCCUGGGCGUGAACGUCCUUCUCCUGCCGAUGGGCCGUGGGGAUGAUGGCGCACAUUCCACCAAUGAGAAGAUCGACCGCUCAAACUUCAUAGAAGGCACCAAAUUGCUGGGCUCGUAUCUCUACGAGCUGGCCGCGUCGCAGUAAAUGAAUGGGCGGAUGUAUCAAUAGUUGACUAUCGAUUGACAGGCUUGGGACUAAGUGUAGCUACCCCGGCUUCUUCGCGUGCCAUUCGCGCCAUGAGUUGUCCCCUGUGAGCAUACAUACAUAACGCUGGCGUUUGGAUCGGCAGAGUUUGAAU
Schizophyllum commune H4-8 is the source of this 1726-nucleotide messenger RNA. RefSeq names its product CNDP dipeptidase. Gene Ontology annotation, biological process: proteolysis. Lineage: Eukaryota; Fungi; Basidiomycota; Agaricomycetes; Agaricales; Schizophyllaceae. Bases 139 to 1572 code for a protein of 477 amino acids. The record is from RefSeq and is a predicted model, not a curated record. Gene Ontology annotation, molecular function: metallodipeptidase activity. The transcript is spliced from 7 exons.